Pestalotiopsis fici W106-1 is the source of this 888-nucleotide messenger RNA. RefSeq lists its product as uncharacterized. Bases 1 to 888 code for a protein of 295 amino acids. Lineage: Eukaryota; Fungi; Ascomycota; Sordariomycetes; Amphisphaeriales; Sporocadaceae. The record is from RefSeq and is a predicted model, not a curated record. The transcript is spliced from 2 exons.
AUGUCUGUGCUCAAUCUUAUGAAGAAGGGCCAUCAGCAGGCCAAGCAGCACGCUGCCGAGGAAUCAGAAAAAUCCAAACAAGAAGUGGUGAAAGCACCUUACAAGCACGUCCCGACACAUGCAGCAAUAGAUGCGCUCUCAGGAGCGAACUGGCAAGAAGAUUACCGUCAAAGAAUAAAGGAGCAAAACCAGAAGAGGCAGUCAAUGCUGCUAGCAUUGCCAGAGCCAAAGAGAGGCACCAUGCCUCGCGUAUCUAGUUCACUAUCCACUGUCUCCUAUCCAACAGACAGGCCAAGCCCGUUUCGGGUCAACAGCUCCCAAUCUACGCGAACAGUAGACUGGAAAGGCAAAGGGCGCGACAUCCCGCCCCAUAAUUUGGCUGUGCCAUCAGUCCAUCGCAUCCGGAGCGGCGACAGUCCAAAGAAAGUGACAUAUCGAAGUGGUGGAUCCGAUAACUCAAGCUCAUCGGAAGACGAACUUGAAGUGCACCAUGUUCGCACAACCUCUCUCAACGCCGGUACACCCGGAGGUUCACGAAGCGGAUACACGCCGCCACGUAAUCACUACUUCACGGCGCCUCGCCCUAUGGACAACAAGGUAUUGAGCACACAGGCUGCUCUACCAUCAUUCCCGGCGCCUCCGGGUACCAUGGAGUCGACGACAAGCUCACCAGCCAUGUCAAACUAUGUUUCCUAUGCCUCGUCUGCCAGAUCUGCGGCGUCUUCUUUUACAGCGCCCAGCUCAAAGGCUUCAACGCCUGCUGCCAGCAUCAAUGACGAGACCAAGCGGCCUUCAUCGGCGCUCGAGAUCAGAGCUACGCCAAAGAAGGCCAAGAAGAAUCGAUGGUCCUUCAUGCUCAGCAGACGAUCGACCGCGGUAGCUGUGUAG